CAACUUCACCGACGCCGACUGACGGAACCCGCUUCACUCUGACUGCAGUCUCUCAGUUGUCAACGACCCCUGUCCAGAAUCUGUUACCAUGGCCACUCUCUGUGGAGGAACCUCUCCGUCCAAGGAUGCCGACGAAAAAAUCCAGAAGAUCUGUGACAGCGUUAAGCAUCACGCAGAGGCGAAAUCGGGGAAAAACUUUGAAAUCUUCAAAGCAGUAUCGUACACGAGUCAAGUUGUGGCUGGGACCAACUACUUCGUCAAGGUUCAUACGGGAGGUGACGAACACAUUCACCUCCGUAUUCACGUGAAGCUUGGAGGAGAAAUUGAGCUGGCUGCUAUUCAGCACCCCAAGAGCGCCCAGGACCCCAUUGCGUAUUUCUAAUGGUAGCACAGAGCAUGCAAAGCGCCCCGUCAGUGCCUCCAAGUUCCAAUGGCAUUAGAAAGUAUUAAUCUAGAACCAGUUUAGUCUUAGUUCACACAAUAUAUCUUUGUUCCUACUAAUAAAUGAUCUGCAAAUAUUAGAGCAUGUAUAUUGAUUGAUGUAUUGGCCAUAAAAUAACAUCGAGCUGAUUUUGACAAAUGAUCCAUGGGGGAGAAAAUCUCUCCACACCCAUUGCUUGGAUGUAGCAUCAGAUUUAUAAUUCAAGUUGAUGUUUCAAACAAAAUGAGUUAGUGCAUUAAAGCUACAGCAAAAUGUGCAAACACUUAAUAACUGUAUCUGGAAGGUUCAUGUUCAUGCUGGAUAUUCUAGUUGGGGGAUGUGGGUGAGUGAGGUCAAGCUGUUGUUGGGUUCAGUUUCAUAUUCAAGGCACACGACAGUAGUAUCACUUCUGUACUCCUCAGGAAGUUAAUAAGAAAGACAAUUUAGUUUAUUUAAAAAUAUGUUUUAUUUUGAAUAUUCUUACGUCAUGAUGCUGUCAUGCUGCAGCUCCUGAAGGAAGCAUCACCACCAAAAGAUGGCGCCCUCUGCACAAAACACACAAAUCAUUGCAGGGCUGUCCCCAGAGAAAGGUCAUGGAGCCACUGGUUCAAGUUUCAACCUGUGAGAUGUUGUUAAAACAGGAAUGUUAUGUGCACAUGAAUGUAAAUCCCUUAAACAAAGUCAUUAGAUGUGUUUUUAUAGGAAAAGCAGAUUUUCUCAUUGGUCAGGAAUGUAGUGUAAAUAUUGCUGAGCAUUUUAGACACAUUACUGUUAAGCUGGUCAUUCGUAUCCACAGUAAGACGGGCUCCUGCAUUUUGUCACUGGGUAUCAAUUUACAGCUGAAGGCUGGAGUCACGGUGGGUCGUUACUGCAGUGGCACAGUUGUCUUUAGUUUGUGCCUCAGCAUGCACUAACGUGAUUAAUUCAAACUGCUACAUCCUCCCAGACAAGAUUCCUCCCACACAUAAGAUACUUUACAGAUGAGAUCUCUGACAUUUAGAUUUUUGCUGCUUUCUGCAGCAACAGAUUUUGUGUUUUGUAAAUUCAUAGUAUUCUGAGGGUUGCCCUCUUCCAGCAGUUUGGUGAUCCAUCUCACUUACAGGACAUCAUGUUAAUAAGAAAACCACCUCAGUGUUGUCUCUUGAUUGGAUCACAUCACCUGGUGAUGACGUCUAACCCCUUCUUGUGCCCAGAAAGCCCUAUCUUCAAAUCAGCCACAUGACAGCACAGCCUUUGAGAUACAGCAUUGCCUCAUUGAUAUGACCCUGAACAGACAGUUUAACUCAUUUGAAUACAAACUUUACUGUGUCCAUAUUGUAAAGUGAAGACACCACACAGAGCUGAAAUGUGCCCAACCUUAAUGUCAAGCAAUGACUCACGUACUAAAUACACUUUUCUGCAGCUGUGGCCACUAAAUCACGUUUUUCAAGCUAGUCCUCUGUUGUGUGUGAAGGGCUGCUGAUGUGCCACACAUCUAAAUCUGAAUUCAAAUUUUAACAUAGAGUUUUUGGGAAGUGCCAGAAGAUGAAGAAAGGUUUGUGAAGUAACGCAUCAAGGACGAGAAACAUUAAAAAGAAGAAAUCUGUGGUUACGCAUGAAUACGCAUCAUUCACUUCACUUCAACAAACCUCGAGACGAUGGAGACCUGCGUUGGUGGUUACACUGGGACGAGUGAUGCUGAUGCACAAACCCAGAGACUUGUUGAUCUGGUGAAGUGCCAGUUGGAGGAGAAGACUAACAAGACAUAUGAGGAGUUACAAGCCAUCGAGUACAGAUCACAGUUUGUGUGUGGAACCAACUAUCUCAUCAAGGUUCGUGCAGGACUGUGUAGUUACAUUCACAUCAUCGUCUUUGAGGCCCUUCCAGUCUACGGAGGAGAAGUUAAGCUGAUGGAAGUGAAGGAAAACCACACCAGAGACCAUCCUCUCAUACCUUUCUAACCUGAUCACACGGCCUGCUCCGGUGGCUCGGCGCCUUCAGGCUGCAGCCUCAGAGCCAUGAGUGAAGGAUAAGACUGAAUAUUCUGUUAUUCACCUCUGCAAUAUUGAGAAAAUCAUUGCUUUCUUUUGUGAAAGAAAAAUAAAGAAUGCAUUGAACAGAUUUAUGCUGCAGCUGUGUUUUGUUUACUGAACAUACUGAGUUCUGUACAACGCCCACUGUGGCUCCACCUUCUUAUUGCUGGGGAGGUCACACAGUAUAAAUGUUGCUACAUGAGAACCUGCUGAACGGUCACCAGGUAGAAACAGACAGUUCACCCACCGGAGCCUCACUCUCUGUGAAAAUGGCAAGUGUACCUGGAGGAUACUCUGAUCCCAAACCUGCAACUGACGAAAUUAAGAAAAUUUGUCAUGAGGUGCAGAACCAAGUGGAGGGAAAGACAAACCAGAAAUAUCAUGAUUUUAAACCUGUUACAUACAGAUGCCAGGUUGUGGCUGGAAAAAACUUUCUGGUCAAGAUUCACGCGGGUGCCGAUCAUUACAUCCACGUGAAGCUGUUCCAGGGGCUUCCUUGCAACGGAGGGAAGAUUGCGGUGAAUGGUGUGCAGGAACACCACAAGAAGGACGAUCCCCUGGUGCCGUUCUAACGCGACCACACAGUCUGCUUCUGUAGAACUGAAGCCUCAGAACCAAACUCUGCUGUUUGUUGUUUGCUUCAGUUUUAACGCGUUCAAGCACAAAGUCUACAAUGACAAUCAGGAGCUCCUUGUACUUGUUUAAAAAAGAAAAUUAAAGAAUGGAUUGAAAUAA
This is a messenger RNA of Betta splendens (Siamese fighting fish), 3168 nucleotides long. RefSeq names its product cystatin-B-like. Gene Ontology annotation, cellular component: cytosol. The transcript has 8 exons. Bases 89 to 382 code for a protein of 97 amino acids. Gene Ontology annotation, molecular function: cysteine-type endopeptidase inhibitor activity. The record is from RefSeq and is a predicted model, not a curated record. NCBI's taxonomy places the organism in Eukaryota, Metazoa, Chordata, Actinopteri, Anabantiformes, Osphronemidae.